CGCGAAACUAAUCCUUGGAAGAGAUUGGAACUCUAUUAAAGAUCCACUUUUGGAUUGUGUGCCACCACGUCCGUGAAGUAAGCAAAGAUGAGGGUUUCCACCUCUCAACUACAGCAGCUCACCAUCUUCACCACUUUGCUGACUGGUGGAGGGAUUGGCACCAUGUACUACCUACAGCAGAAGACAUUCAUUAAGUCAGAUUACCAUGGACUGGCUCUGCAAAAGUUGGAAGCAUGUCCUGCUGCCAUGGAAAGCCUGGGGGCCCCACCUUUAAAAGUCCACAACAUCCGUCUGACUGACAGAAACAACGUUAUAACUCAGCACAUGGCACAGCUAAAGAUCCCUGUGACUGGGUCAAAAACUGGAGGCUAUCUGCAUACUUCUUCAGUUAGAGACCCUAAUACCAACAGGUGGAGUCUGAAGCAGGCAGUUCUAAAGAUCCGGGAAGGACAGACCAUCGACCUGAUGAAUCCUCCUCCACCAUUUGCAGCACAAACCCAGGCAGCAGAGCACACAGAUGGGCUCUCCAUGUACUGAGAACAAUGAAAGUGGAAGAUGACCUGUUCUAACAGGUGCUGAGUGGAGUUCUACUUAACCCAAAUAAAAUGGAGUUCUAUCUACCAGUUGGCAAAUCAUCAACUCUAGUAUGGUUUUGAAGAGACAACUGGUAUUCUUGAUGCACAGAUCUGUGAGUGUCAGUGGGCUUCCAACAAACUGCUUUGGAUUGUUGUGUUAUGUCUCUGUGAUUGUUUUUGAUUAAUUCAUGUGAUGCUGGCAUGUUGCAGAGACUGUUGUGCUGCUCUAUUAAUUACUACAUACCUAAGUGGCUACGUAAGUUGUGGCUCCUGUCAAAAAAGAAAAGAUCAUAGUAAACACAACACAGAACAAUGAUAAUAACUGUACUGGGUUGAAGUUGAAUUUAUUCAGUGAAAUGUGACGCUCAUGCACAGACUUGUUCACAGGCUGCUUCUCCUCAGACUAACUAAUCUCAACUAUAUCAAAUUGUGGUUUUUCAUGUGGGAGAACAACAAUAGAACAAAUCAGUGCCAUAAAACUAUGAACCUUUUUACUAUUUGGACAUAUGUGCAAAUACUACCUUCAGGUAGGGCUGUACCGAAUGUAAUUAUUUUUGACAUUAAAAGCUUCUAUUGAGCUUUUUGAAUUAAGCAAAUGUCUGUCAUAUUUUAUGUCAUCACCUUAAAACAAACAAAACCUCACAUUACUCAUGCAUGCGAGUUUAACCACGGAACCCUUUGUUUAUUCACCACAAACAGCCAUAAUACUGUAUAUUAGCCGUAUGGAAGUGAGCAAUGUGUCAAAAACUGAGCUCUCCUCUCCCGAUAAAUGGCUUUGGAUCAGACCAGGAUCCAGUGUGACUCUGGGUGUUUAUUCUUCCAGAAGUUCCAGUCUGCCCCCAGCUCUCAGCAGCUGUCUGCUGGUGGUUGUCCCUCCACCCUGCCUGCUACUCCUCACACAACGUUCUACAAAUUCCUGCAAUACAAAUGAUAUUGAAGGUGACAAACAUCCAGUUUUCCUCACUUCCUCCCCACUGUCAUCUCUGCUUGCAGUCAGUGGAAGGGACAAAUAUGUGAAGAAAACAUGGAUGCAAUAGAGAAUUAAGAUGUACUUUAUGUUGUUAAAUUGUCAUAUCCUUGAUUAUUAUUGACCGACUCACAGCUGACAUGUAUGUGCAUUAGGACUAAUAUGCAGCUGUGAUCACUGACAUAAUUGGUUAUCGAUAUGGUUAUUGACAUAAUUUCGAUAGUUAGUUCCAUUUUGGAUCCGACUCCUGGUCAGAAAAAAAACCCAAAUUUGUAAAGCACCGGCACGUUUCCCCUAUCCUUUUUAUGAACAAAGAGUCAUGGAAAACAUGUAAGUAGUAGGCUUCCUGUCAACGGCAGAUUAGACCAGCUAUAUGUAAUUAAAGUGAGCUCUUCAAUGACUGUUUGUGGUUUAAGUGCUCUCUGUAGCUUGUGUCUGUAUUCAGCUAUAGUGUGAGUGAAAACUCUGCAACAAUACUGUAUGACUGCCAGUGGACUGUUGUUUUUGUAGUUCAACAGGGACCAACAGGGUGGUGACUCUUCAGCUAUUUGAAUGCCCUGAAAUAGAUGGUAAGGAAGUCAAAAGUUCAUUGAUUCAGUUCUGCAGCACAACAGCUUCAUUCCUGUUGCUGCUAUCACUUGGGUUUUCUUUUUUUGUGACUGCUGACUUAAUUUUUUGUUGUAAAAGCUAUUCUGUCUUCUCCCUAUGCCUUUGUCAGUUUCUCACCAACAAAGUUUUUCUCUUGUGUGGACUGUCAUGUGUUGAGUCAGAUUUCCUUUUUGUGCAAAUUUUUCACCACAAACAGGACAACUACAUGGUUUCUCCCUGGUGUGGACUGCCAUGUGUUGUGUCAGAUUUCCCUUCUGGGUAAAUCUUUUACCACAAAGAGAACAACUAAAUGGUUUCUCUCCAGUAUGACAUCUCAUGUGUGUCUUCAGAUGAUGCUUCUGGCCAAAUUUUUUACCACAUUUUAAGCAGCUAAACAAUUUGCCAUUGUUAACAAUAUCAUUUCCAGGAACUUUAUUUUGCAUAGUAUUUAAAUCUGUCUGAGGCAUCUUGAUCUCCUUCUGAUCAUCACCCCUGUCUUCAGUCACAGCUUUGGGAGAGUGUGAAGUCUUGUUGUCAGAUCUAGAUACACAUUUAAAACCAGAUACCAAGAUCCUGUCUAGUUGUGAUGCUCCACAGUCCUCUCCAUCAUCUUUUUUCAUCUGUUCAAUUAAGCUGCUGGCUGAAGCUUCUGACUCUCUAUUGUCCUCAGUUUGUCUCUGAUGAAGCUGUGAGGACUGAGGUUUCUCUUCAUCAUCUUCACUCUUCACAGGGACAUGUGUGAAUGGGAACUUAAUCAUAUCCUCCUCAUGCAGUCCUUGCAGCUGCUCACCUUCCUGACAGGUCCAAAAAUCCUCCUUUUCUUCUUUUAUGUGUGGGUGCUUUGAGUCCUCCUGGUCCAGACUGGGGCUCCACUCCUGCUGCUCUUCUUUAAUCAUCAAUGGCUGCUUAACAUCUGCAGAAAAGACUACCGACACACAAUCAACUUUAAGUCAAUCCAAACUUCAUACCUUUAUUUAUUUUAAUGAGAUGAGUGGUGUACAGGAGCUUCUGAGAGUGAGAGGGUUGAGCAUAAAAUUAGAACUAAACGGAAACCAAAAACAGUCAUUUCGUCUUUAUUGUGGUUACCUGCUAAAUAAAAAAAAUACAUAUAAAAUU
Molecule: messenger RNA, 3246 nt
Organism: Chelmon rostratus (copperband butterflyfish)
Lineage: Eukaryota; Metazoa; Chordata; Actinopteri; Chaetodontiformes; Chaetodontidae
Product: cytochrome c oxidase assembly factor 1 homolog
Exons: 5
Coding region: 88-537 (149 amino acids)
Biological process (GO): mitochondrial respiratory chain complex IV assembly; mitochondrial respiratory chain complex I assembly
Cellular component (GO): mitochondrial inner membrane
Source: RefSeq, a predicted model, not a curated record